AUGAUAAUUUUUAUAAAUUUUAUAUUAAUAUUUAUCUUUUUAUAUUUUAUAAAUUCUAUAGAAUGCUUUAAGAAUAAAUUAUACUUAAAUAUUUUACAUUUAUCUCAAAAUGAAGAUGAAGUAAAAUCAAAGAUAGAUAAUGUGGAAAUUUUUGAUGAUGGAAAGAAUAUAGAUGAAGUAAAAAAAUUAAUAUAUCCUAGAAUUAUUAGUUAUGGCGAUUUUUCGUUAAACUUAGACAAAAAUAAUGAAAAUAAUAAGGUAGAGAGAAUAGAAUUAAAAUGUAAUAACAAAUAUCCUGAUCAUUUAAAUCAUUUAAAAUUAAAAAUUUUAAAAGUUUUACUUAUUACUAAAACAAAAAAAGUAGGUGUUACUAAGUAUUUUAAAGAAUUUUGCAAAGAAGGUAACUCUUGUUACUUAACAGUUCAGUUAGAUGAAGAUAGAAAUUUUGUAGAUAAUAAAAUUAUACAUUUAAAAAUAAUAAAUGAUAAUAAAAAAAGAGAUCAAAGUUCAAAUCUAUAUACAAAUAUAAAUAAAUUGAAAAUUUUCUUUGUAUGUGAAGAUGUAAUUCAUCCAUACUCGAUACCAACAAAAUCACGUGAUACUUCUCGAUAUGCUUUUUCUCAUGGACAAAUUGCAUAUAUAAGAUGUGAAAAUCAUAAAACUGUUAAAAUUUUAAAAAUAUCAGGAAAAGAAUCAAAUGGGAAAUUUAAGACAAUAUCAAAGAACAAAAUUUUAUCUUAUUGUUCUCAGAGGGAAAUAUGUAAAGUUAACAUGCUAGAUAUAUAUAACGAUAAUGAAAUUACAGAUUUCGUAUUUUAUGAAGUGAAAUACUCUUGUAGAAUUUCUCAAGUUUGUAGAUUAUGUGUAGAAAAUUCUGUUUGUGAAUUAGAUAAAAUUUAUAAUCAAAAGAAAGAUGUUAUACAAUUUGAAAAUGAUAUGGAUGAUAAUGAAAAUGAAAUAUUCAAUAGAUUAUCACCAAGAAAUGAAGAUGAAGAUGAAGACAAAAAUGAAUCUGAAGAGAAAAAAAAAAAAAAAAAUAUAGAAAAUCUUGAAUAUAAUGUAAUAUCAAUAGACUUAAAUCGUAUGGUUAGUGUGGGAAAUAAUUCUUAUCAUAUAUAUGAAAUUUGCAAAUGUAAAGAAGGUUUUAUACAGGAAGGAUUAGCAUGUUUUAAAAAUGAAAAUGAAGAUACGAGAAUAGAAGAAAACUCUAAUAAUGAAGAAUAUGGAAAUAUUAUUCUAAAUAAGGAAAAGAAUAUAAAUAAAGAAAGAAUAGUUGAAAAUAAGAAUGCAGAUACCUUAGAAAAUGAAAGAGCUCAAGAUGUCAUGAACAAGAUAAAUGAAAAAGAAAAUGAUCGUAAUAAAGUAAAUAUAAAAGACUCUUUAAAUGAUGAAAAAGAAGAAAUAAAUAAUCCACAAAACAUACAAGAAAAUAGUAAUGAUAUUAUUGAUGAUGAUAGUAAUGAGAAUAUACAUGAUUUUGAUGAGGUUGUGUUAAACUCAAAAAAUAAAUAUUACGAUAAAAAUAAAAUAGAAGACAACUCUAAUUCAAAUAAAAGUAAUAAUGAUUUAAAUAUAUAUAAUAAAAUUAAAACUCAAAUAAAUAUGGAUACGAAAAAAAUAGAAGCAAAAUCAUUAGGAGGCACAGAUUCCUUUUCUGUUCUAAGUUUUUUUCAUCCCUUGUUAUUUUUAUUAUUUUUUGUUUCAUUUUUUUUGAGUUUGUAUUAA
Molecule: messenger RNA, 1725 nt
Organism: Plasmodium gallinaceum
Lineage: Eukaryota; Apicomplexa; Aconoidasida; Haemosporida; Plasmodiidae
Exons: 2
Coding region: 1-1725 (574 amino acids)
Source: RefSeq, a predicted model, not a curated record